Molecule: messenger RNA, 4772 nt
Organism: Aspergillus wentii DTO 134E9
Lineage: Eukaryota; Fungi; Ascomycota; Eurotiomycetes; Eurotiales; Aspergillaceae
Product: isoleucine--tRNA ligase ISM1
Exons: 3
Coding region: 13-4644 (1543 amino acids)
Biological process (GO): isoleucyl-tRNA aminoacylation
Cellular component (GO): cytosol
Molecular function (GO): tRNA binding; ATP binding; aminoacyl-tRNA deacylase activity
Source: RefSeq, a predicted model, not a curated record
CCGGAGAUCAUCAUGACAGCUUCCAAGACUCCGACACAAGCCCAGGUCUUCCCGGGCAAGGGCCUGGGGUUCAUAAGCAUGAUAGCUCUCGGUGCUUCACUUCACAAUGUUUUGAGCCGAGUUAAAUCCCAUCCACAGUCCUACCCCGCUAUCGAUAUUGCCUACUCCUCUUCGGACCCUCUACGCAAGCCCGUGACUCUACAACUGCCCUCUAAUGGUCUUCGUCUACGUUUCGAUGGCCCUGACCAGAGGCUGCGGCUGAUAGAAGUACUAGACUUCUCCAAAAUCACUCUAGUCUACAAGAAUCAAGAAGUGCUCAAAGGAGUGAAGCCACAAGAGCAAUCACCUUCUCAGCAGGGCCCCAGUUUCCGCCAUGUCUACAACCGCCUUUUUGGUCCAUCAUACCCAGGCGAAUACGUACCUCCACCAUCUAACACUCCGUACGGCACAUACGUGUUAUCAUAUCCUGGGAUCGCCUUUUCUUUUCCGCUACAGAAUUCCGCAUGGUCUGACCAGUGUGACUUUGUGGCAUUACUCUCUUCAUCGGCAGCAUUACCAGCCACGUCAAUGGCGAUAUUCCAAGGCCCUUCUUGGCCAGAUGUUCGAGCUAAAUUGUUCACACAGCAGCCCCAGUAUCCCCGCUCACCGGCACUAGCGGGUAAAAAUAGAGAGUCUGCCUCCGAUGAGAUUGAAGAGUUCAACAUAUUUGGUGCGGGCAAGAUCGAAGUGGUUCGAAGAUCAAAUCCUCCGGCCUACAUUACCCUAUCCGAAACAACACCCCAAGAUUUAAUCGCUGAAUUUGGACCACCGGACGCUAUAUAUCGUAAGAAUGAUCGGAGAAUAUCAAUCCAUCGUGCUGCAGGCAGCGGCGGUGGUGCUGAUCAUCUUCACAUGAGUCCAUCUCCAGGUAGAGGGAUUGACGUUGCCGAUACAGAUCAAUCUUCAAACAAUAGUGUGACUGAUGAUUCAGAUGAGGAGGUUUCCCAGGCCAGUGCUCUGGACCCCGCCUCGUUGCCGACAGAAUCCUUCUUCAACUAUUUUCACCAUGGCUUUGAUGCUUUUAUCUCGUACCCCACCACACCCGGUCCUGCGUUCCCGGGUUCGGGGUUGUCGGACCCAUCUCCCCCACCUCCUUCCUCCCAGUUGACUGUAACCAAGAUCGUCUUACAUGGCAACGUCCCAGGAUCGUAUCCUUUUAACCGUCACCGACGCAGUCGCUGGAACAUCGGCUUCAACCCGUCAGGGGAUUGUGUCACAUCCGAGACCCCUUAUGACGAGAUCUCUGAACAACUCCGGAGCAUUUGGAAGGGAUCUUAUGCAAGCGCUGCAGAAGAGCGUGCUCUGCAACGGCCCAUGGUGUUGAACCGGGGCUGGGGCGACAGCCCUGAAAGUAGUGUCGAGUUUCUCGGUGGAUGGGAAGAAAGUACUGGCAGAGGACAUAGAGCGGGCCCUGAUGGACAAGAUGGAGGUCUUGGGAAUACGGAGUUAUUUGGAUUCCCUGGGCUCCUCUUUGAAGUGAUGAAGAACGGCGCUCAUCCAUUUCCGCUCGCUCAUCAACUUGGUCUUCCAACUCAAUUGAACUUCCUUCGAGGCAGGACAUGCUCCAGCGGUAGUAUGCCGGAACUGCCGCGGUCGAUCGCUCGGUCCUGGUCGUCGACACUCAAGCUCCCCAAGUCGACGUUCCCCGCACGCGUGUCGCCGGCCGACCAGACGAAAUACCUUCAACGAUGCACCGACGACCUCUACGCCUGGCAACGCCAUGAAAGACCUGCGGAAAAGCCAUUCGUUUUACACGAUGGGCCUCCGUAUGCGAACGGAGACCUCCAUGUUGGACAUGCACUGAAUAAGGUUCUUAAGGAUAUCAUCUGCCGUGUGCAGCUGGGAUUGGGGAAAAGAGUGCGCUAUGUCCCCGGCUGGGACUGCCAUGGCCUUCCCAUUGAACUCAAGGCAUUGCAAGGACAGAAGGAAUUGGGCGCGACAGAUGGAUCGGUCAGUGCUGCUGUGAUCCGGAAGGCUGCGCGAAAACUUGCAGGAAAGACAGUCAAAGAACAGAUGAAAGGGUUUCGCCGAUUCGCUGUUAUGGCUGAUUGGGAGAAUCACUGGAAGACCAUGGACAAGAGUUUUGAAAAGAGACAACUCGGUGUUUUUCGGGAAAUGGUUGACAAGGGCUUGAUUUAUCGGAGAUUCAAACCCGUUUACUGGUCCCCAUCUACUGGCACGGCACUUGCGGAAGCAGAACUGGAAUACAAGGAUGACCAUGUUUCUACGGCUGCUUUGGUCAAGUUUCCCAUCGUUACGCUUCCCUCUCGCCUGGCUGAAGACCCUUUGCUUAAGAAUCAAGAUAUCAAUGCUGUUAUUUGGACUACCACCCCCUGGACACUCCCCUCAAACGCCGUUAUCGCAGUGCAUGAGUCUUUGGACUACACCAUUGUUCGGUCAGAGACACACGGUCAUCUCCUUAUUGCGCAAUCCCGGUUAGAGUAUCUUCAGAGCACACUGAAUGAAGAGCUAUCAGUUGUGAUACCGUCUAUCCUUGGUUCAGAACUCGCCGAACACACAACGUAUCGACACAUGUUCAAGGGACCAGAUGCGGAAGUUCAGCCCAUAAUCGCUGCGGGUUUUGUUACUGCUGAUUCUGGAUCCGGUCUUGUUCACUGCGCGCCUGGACACGGUAUGGAUGAUUAUGAAGCCUGUGUUGCUCGAGGUAUCCCUGCUUUCGCACCAGUCAACGAUCAUGGCGAGUUCACCGACAAAGCGAUGCCUAGCGACCCAUCUAGGUUGAGCGGCAAAAACGUUCUUACUGAAGGAAACUCUGCUGUGCUGGAAUAUGUUGAAAGCAAGGGCCAACUCCUUGCCAAACAUCGUUACCAGCACAAAUAUCCCUAUGACUGGAGAUCAAAACUUCCUAUCAUCAUCCGUGCUACCGAACAAUGGUUUGCUGAUGUGGCCGAUAUCCGUGGGAGUGCAGUCAAGGCCUUGGAAGAUGUUCGGUUCUUCCCUACCACUGGAAAGCAACGGCUAGAGAACUUUGUAAAGAACAGAAGCGAAUGGUGUAUUUCUCGCCAGCGGGCUUGGGGUGUUCCUAUACCUGCUCUCUACCAUCGUGGCACAGGCGAAGCUGUACUUACUCGGGAUAGUGUUUCGCAUAUCAUGGCGGUUAUUGAUGAACGUGGUGUGGAUGCCUGGUGGACGGACGAUGCAAAUGACACUGCGUGGAUUCCUGAAUCCUUACAGGAGGCAUCCGGGCCUGGCUACAGACGUGGAACUGAUACCAUGGAUGUCUGGUUCGAUAGCGGCACUAGCUGGACGGAAAUUGGAACUUCUGCCCACAGUGAUGGCUAUCCGGCAGACGUCUACCUGGAGGGCACUGACCAACACCGUGGAUGGUUCCAGUCGGGGCUUCUCACAUUCAUUGCUCAUCAGCUUGCAUCUGGCCAGGAAGCUGCGCCUCGUGCCCCUUUCAAGAACCUUAUCACUCAUGGCUUCACCCUUGAUGAAGAUGGCCGCAAAAUGAGCAAGUCUAUUGGCAAUGUGGUGCACCCACAAUCCAUCAUGGAUGGAACCCUCCUACCUCCACUCAAGCCAAGGAAAGGCAAAGGAAAGAAGCAACCGGAGAACCAAGCCCCUGUGUACGAUGCGCUUGGUCCCGAUGCGCUUCGUAUGUGGGUUGCAAGCAGCGAUUACACGCGUGAUGUUGUUAUUGGAAAGCAGGUACUUCAAACCGUCAACACAAGUUUACACAAGUUUCGUGUGACCUUCAAGGUUCUGCUGGGUGCGCUUUCGGACUUCCACCCGGACCAUCUGCUCCCGUAUGAUCAGCUGCAAAAGGUUGACCAGAUUGCCCUUUUGCACCUCUCUGAGAUGGUCCUCAGCUGCCAGAAGGCUUGCGAGAACUUUGAGUUCUACAGAGCCAUGAAUUCUAUGAACCGAUGGGCCAACCUUGAAUUCUCGGCAUUCUACAUGGAGGCCAUCAAAGAUAGACUCUACACGUAUGGAGAGAACAGCGCCAGCAGACGUGCUGCGCAAACGACGCUGUUCCAUGUCUACUGUCAUCUCCAAGAGGUUCUUGCUCCUAUCACUCCCAUGCUAGUAGAAGAAACGUGGGAGCACACACCGGAAGCAAUCCGGUCCUACUGCGAACAUCCUCUGAAGCGCGUCGUUGCUGCACCCGCGUCCGAAUGGCAGAACUCAUCGCUCGAGGCUGAUUACCAAAACAUCGUUGCCAUUAAUUCGGUUGUCAAGAAUGUGCAGGAAAUUGCUCGUGGCAAGAAACAGCUGGGAUCUUCUUUGCAAUCCUUCGUUCAUAUCGCUCUUCCUGAGGGCACAUCAGCCGAUUCCGUUUUCCACCGUUACCUUUCCGAACUGCCUGACUUGUUUGUGGUUUCGUCCGUGACCAUUGGCACACACGGUGAGCCCACUUCAGCCGCAAUUGCGGACGCAGAAUGGCAAUAUACCGAAACGGUAGAACUCCCUGACGGGCAGAAAGGCAGUGUGUCUAUCUACGCUCCGCAGGCUUCCAAGUGCCCUCGAUGCUGGCGCUACGCUGUCCCGGAACCCCCGGCAGCUGAAGAGAUGCUCUGCGACCGCUGCGAAGAAGUUGUUCAAGAGCUUGAUGCAUCCACUGGCAAGACUGAGGCAGCCUAACGGGGCUGAAGUAGGACUACAUGGAACAUUCUUCAUACUCCCCUGUACCAUAAUUUUGGAUCUAAACCUAAACUCUUUGUAUUAUAAAAUGUAGCGAAAUAUACACACAUUUACUCCAUAUUACCAAG